This is a messenger RNA of Brassica napus (rape), 1141 nucleotides long. RefSeq names its product 18S rRNA aminocarboxypropyltransferase-like. The record is from RefSeq and is a predicted model, not a curated record. Lineage: Eukaryota; Viridiplantae; Streptophyta; Magnoliopsida; Brassicales; Brassicaceae. The coding region runs from base 128 to 1021 and encodes 297 amino acids. Gene Ontology annotation, molecular function: rRNA small subunit aminocarboxypropyltransferase activity. The transcript is spliced from 10 exons. Gene Ontology annotation, biological process: maturation of SSU-rRNA.
UAAUUCCCCUGAGCAAUCGAUUGCGAACAUUGGUUUGGUUUACUGUCUUUUAGAAGCCCUAAUCAACAUAUAAAUCUUACAAAGCCGAUUCAAAACCCAUCACUUGUCGGAAAAAUCGCCGGAAGAUAUGGGUUACGGUAAGCAUAGGCGAUCUAGAGGUGGCAAUUCGAAUCCAGGACAAACCAGUAGAAUUGAGAAUCUCGGAAGGGAAGAUGAGUCGCUUCCUCAUGAUCCAGGAUCUGAGGAUGAAGCAGUAGUUCCAAAUGUUCAGUUGGCAAUGUGGGACUUUGGUCAGUGUGAUGCAAAGAGGUGCACUGGUCGUAAGCUAGCUAGAUUCAACUUGUUAAAAGAACUACGUGUGAACACCGGCUUCGGAGGUGUUGUUUUAAGUCCAGUAGGUAGACAAUGUGUUUCCAAGGAAGACUAUGCUUUGAUUAAAAGUAGAGGAUUAGCUGUAGUUGAUUGUUCGUGGGCACGCUUAACUGAUGUCCCCUUUGCUAAGCUGCGUUGCACCGCUCCUCGUCUCUUACCAUGGUUAGUAGCAGCUAACCCAGUGAAUUAUGGAAGGCCUUGUGAGCUUUCUUGUGUGGAGGCUUUAUCUGCAGCUUUAAUUCUGUGUGGGGAGGAGGAGACUGCAAAUCUUUUGCUGGGGAAAUUCAAAUGGGGUCAUGCCUUUUUGUCUCUUAACAAGGAUAUUCUGAAGGAAUACUCGAAAUGCGAGAAUAGUGCCGAGAUCAUAUCAGUGCAAAAUUCUUGGCUUACUCAGCAAACUCAGAUCUCAAAACAACCAGCUCCCCUCAAAGAACAUGUUAGGAAAGAAGGUGAUGAAUCUGAGGAUGAUGAUGAUGAUGAUGAUGGCCUCCCUCCUCUUGAGAGGAACAUGAACCAUGUCAUAUCGGAAGACAGUGAAGAAGAAGAUGAGGAGGAGGAAGAGGAAGAUGAUGGUCUCCCUCCUCUAGAGAGGAACAUGAACCAUGUCAAGUUGGAAGACGGUGAGGAAGAUGAUGACAACAGCGAGUGAAGAAGACAGUGAGGGAUUAGUCUUACGCCUGGAGCAGUGUUGUUGAGUCUUGUGGAGUAUAAUACCAUGUAUUAUUAUGUUUCUUUUUCUAUUAAUAAAAACAAAUAUUAAUAUUUUCAA